AUUCAUGCACUUCAAAAAAAUAAUAGCUAAUGUUAUUUAUACUUUCAGUGUUAAGAGAUGCUAAUCAAUAAUUAUUUUACAAUUUUAACAAUCUUAUUUAAAAAAAUAAUUGGGUAAAAUGCGACAUUGGCGUUUUAUAGUUUUCAAACUUUUUGCUACCAUUUACCCAGAAGCCAAUCAGAUUGCUUGAAGUUUAACUGUUAUCUGCUGUUUCUUUUCAAUGCAAUCUCGAUGUCUGAACCUCAUGGUUAAAAGUUAAAAUGACCCUUAUGUUAGCAAAAUUUUGCUAGAUAUUUAUUUAACUAAUAGCUUUAUUCUCCAGUGGAAGACUAAGCAAAAGCAAGAAUGGCACCUCUCCCAGACGGUCCCGACCCAUCCACAAAACAAAAACAGCCCCCAACUUUCGCCCCCCAAAAGGAAUCUUCAUUUUCCACUCAAAAACUUAAAAGUUCUUUGAGCGACUGCCUUUCACAAACUGUCAUUAUCAAACCAGGAGUCAAAGGCAGACCCAUAAAAAUCGAAAGCAACCAUUUAUCCUUGAACGUGGGCACACUCACAGAAGCUUACCAUUACGACGUCUCCAUCACACCUGACACUCCCAAAAGCUUCCUCCGCGAUGUCAUGAACCUUUUCGCUCGGAAACACUAUCCGAAAAACCACCCGGCCUUCGACGGCCGGAAAAAUCUCUACUCGCCUAAAAAAUUGCCUUUGCCCAACGACACCAUGAGUGAUACCAUUGAACUUGAAGGAGAAAACAAGAAACGGGGGUUUAAAGUUGUGGUUAAACUGGCGAGAACUGUAGAUUUGUCGCCACUUCGUGAUAUUUUACAAACGAGACAAUCGCCACAAGACGCUUUACAAUGCCUGGAUAUUGUCCUAAGAAACGCUCCUUCUAACAGCUGCAUAAGCUCAGGGAGGUGUUUUUUUACACCUCCAAGGGAGGGCCAAAUUUUGCGUCUGGGGGACGGCAUGGAAAUGUACUACGGGUUUUAUCAAUCGGCUAUCAGAGGCUGGAAACAGCCGCUCCUGAACGUUGAUGUUGUCCAUAAGGCGUUUCCCGAAGCCUUGAACGUCCUAGACCUCGUGUGCGAACUAGGGAGCGACUACAGGAACACUAUGACACGACAAGACCUCAACCAACCCCUCACUGAUUUCGUGCAAAAAGCCUUGGAAAAAUUCCUCAAACAGUUGAAAGUCACGUAUGAAAUACCGGGCCAAAGUGGCUCAAGACGCAUUUUUCGCGUCAAUGGCCUCCGUGCGCCCCCAAGUCAGGCCCGGUUUACGCUUGGCGAUGGCAAAGUCACCACGGUGGAGAAAUAUUACCAAGAAGUCAAACGCUGCAGACUCCAGUAUCCGCAUUUGCCGACCCUUUGGGUGGGUUCGAGACAACGUGAGGUCCUCAUACCGUUGGAAUUUUGCACGGUGGUGAGCGGGCAAGUCGUCAAUCGCAAAAUGAACGAGAACCAAACCAGUGUUAUGAUCAAAAAAGCGGCCACUUCGACGGACGUUCGCAAAGAUAAGAUCAUGCAAGUUCUGCGAAAGGCAAAUUACAAUAGUGAUCCCUGUGUCAGGGAGUUCGGAUUUUCGGUAAAUAAUAGUUUCGAGAAGUUGGAUGGGCGCGUUUUGCAGCCGCCGACUCUGCUGUAUGCCCGGAAGGCGGAAGUUACGCCGAGUAAGGGUGUGUGGAGGGCCGACAUGAAUCGGUUUUUUGUGGGGGCUAUUGUACACAAAUGGACGAUUGUGUCCUGUACGAGGCAUCCGGAGAGGGGGGAGCAGUUGGCCGAUAUGAUCUUCAGAAUGGCUAGUUCGAACGGCAUGCAGAUCACCUCCAAGGCCACUGGUCCGUUCCAGCACCUCGGCGGUCGCCAAAACCUGCGCGAUAUCAUCGACUACUUCAAGAGGAAGCAAGACCACGACCUCAUCAUCGUCGUGGUCCCCAACAGCGGCCCCCAAUACUCACUGGUGAAACAAGCGGCUGAACUAAACGUCGGCUGCCUGACCCAGUGCAUCAAAGAACGCACUAUCGCCAAACUCAACCCGCAAAUAAUCGCCAACAUCCUCCUCAAAAUCAACAGCAAGCUGAACGGCACAAACCACAUACUUUCCUCCCGCUUGCCCAUCAUGUCCCGUCCGUGCAUCAUCAUGGGGGCCGACGUCACCCAUCCCGGCCCCGACGCCAAGGACGUGCCCAGCGUCGCGGCGGUGACGGCGUCGCACGACCCCAACGCCUUCCAGUACAACAUCUGCUGGCGCUUGCAGCCCCCUAAAGUCGAAAUUAUCGAAGAUCUGUGCGCUAUUACAGUCGAACAGUUGAUGUUUUUCUACCGAAAAACUCGUCACAAGCCGGAAACGAUCGUGUUUUUCCGGGACGGGGUGUCUGAGGGACAGUUUGCGGAAGUGAGGCGAGCGGAAAUUUCCGCCAUACACCAAGCGUGUAAAAAACUACAAAGGGAGGGCUAUGAGCCCAGGAUUACGUUCCUGGUGGUGCAGAAAAGACACCAUACGAGGCUUUUCCCGACAAAUCCCCGGGAUUCGGAGGAUAGGAAUAACAAUGUUCCAGCCGGGACUUGUGUAGAUACGCAUAUUACUAAUCCGAUGAUGCAGGACUUUUAUUUGGUGUCCCAUGCGAGUAUACAAGGGGUGGCAAAGCCUACGAAGUAUUGUACGCUUUGGGAUGAUAAUAAUAUGAGUAAUGAUGAUAUUGAGGAGUUGACAUAUUAUUUGUGUCACAUGUUUACGAGGUGCAAUAGAUCGGUUAGUUAUCCGGCACCGACUUAUUAUGCACAUUUGGCGGCAGCGAGGGCUAAGGUUUAUGUCGAGAAUGUUAAGCUGGACUUGACUCAGUUGAAGACACAUCAGCAGAAGUGUCAGAUUCAAGAGAGCAUUGUGAAGGAGAAACCGAUGUUCUUUGUUUAGAAACCAAAUUUCUAAAUUUUUCAUUUAACAUUUUUAGAGAUUUUUUAAUUUUAAUUUUUUACUAGAAUUUUGACAAAAGAUUACAAAAUAAGGUUUAGGUUUUUACUGCUUAAAAAUUUAUUUUAAAUUUUAUAUUCACAUAAGCAUGUGAUUUUGUUUUCGUUUUUAAAAUGUUUACUUUUCUGUAGUUUUUAA
Molecule: messenger RNA, 3111 nt
Organism: Tribolium castaneum (red flour beetle)
Lineage: Eukaryota; Metazoa; Arthropoda; Insecta; Coleoptera; Tenebrionidae
Gene: Ago-2a
Product: Argonaute-2a
Exons: 3
Coding region: 346-2916 (856 amino acids)
Biological process (GO): regulatory ncRNA-mediated post-transcriptional gene silencing
Molecular function (GO): miRNA binding; single-stranded RNA binding; protein binding
Source: RefSeq, a predicted model, not a curated record